Zygosaccharomyces rouxii is the source of this 2025-nucleotide messenger RNA. RefSeq names its product GTPase-activating protein RGD1 (gene RGD1). Bases 1 to 2025 code for a protein of 674 amino acids. Lineage: Eukaryota; Fungi; Ascomycota; Saccharomycetes; Saccharomycetales; Saccharomycetaceae. The record is from RefSeq and is a predicted model, not a curated record. Gene Ontology annotation, cellular component: cytoplasm. Gene Ontology annotation, biological process: signal transduction; regulation of GTPase activity. The transcript has a single exon.
AUGGUUGCUUCCUCUUCUUCUGGUAGGGAUAAGGUUUCAAAAGGGGAUAAACCUCAAGAUAUUCAACUAUUAGACAAACAAGAGAUUCAAAAUGUUUUGAACUCUGAUGUAGCUAUUAAUGCACUGCUAGGACGCUUGAAACAGUCCCUGUUGACUUGCGAAGAGUUUAUCAAGUUUUUACGAAAGAAAGUCUUUUUUGAACAGGAACAUGUAGAAGAAUUGGGUAAGCAGUUUAAACACUUCUUUAUGGAUACGACUAAUAGCAGCCCAUCAUUAAAGCGAAGGAUUCAUGACAUUUUAGAAUACGAUGGAAAAUUAGCUAAAGUCAAGAAAAGUUACGUGAGCGCUUUGCAAAAGAUGUAUGAUGAAAUGAGUGCCCUUCUAUUUACAAUGACAAAGAUGAGGAAAAGCGUCAAGGAAAACAGCAGACGUUUAGAGAAAGAGGUUUCUGAUGCAAUUCACACCGCUGAAAAGAGUCAGAGUAGGUAUAAUUCUUUAUGUCAAGAUUGGGAUAAGUUAAGAUUAUCUGACCCAACAAAGACUAAGUUAACACUACGUGGAUCAAAGACAACAAAGGAACAAGAGGAAGAAUUGUUGAGGAAAAUUGAUACUGCAGACUUGGAAUAUAAGCAAAAAGUGGAUCACUCUACUUCUCUGAGAGCUACUUUUAUCAAUAAGGAGAGACCCAAGAUUGUGUCUGAAUUAAAGGAUUUGAUCCUAGAGACAGAUACUGCAUUAUCGAUUCAAUUACAAAAGUAUACUAUUUGGACUGAGAAUUUGAUCCUAAACAGUGGUGUCACUGUUGCCCCCAUGGAGGCAUCUAAAUCUAUGAGAUCCGUCGCAUCUUCCGUUACUAACGCCAAGGAUCUUUACUUGUAUCUUAACAAGUAUAACAGUUCAGGUAAGACUGGCGCCAUGGUUAAUAAGAACUUAAUUCCAGUUAAUUAUAAGAAACAUCCUUCAAUGAUUAAGAUAUCAGGACCAAGUCCCUCUACUAAUACUAAUUCAUUAUCGAAGACCACUACACCUUCAUUUUCUGUGGAUACUGGUAAGAGUUCCAAAAAUAAGAAGACCUUGGAAAGUCCUCAUACCCAGUCUAAUACCUCAAACCUUGGUGCUUCGACAUCUUCCACUAAGACAGCGGCAAGUACAUCAGGAGCCGCUUUGGGUGCAGCUGCUGGUGCAGCUGCUAAUACUACCCCUCAUGUUGUAAAUAGUGCAUCUUCAAAGGAACAGGAAAAGGACAAAGGUCUUCUUCUGGAAGAACCUCCUAAUGAUUUUAAAACACUGGAUCCAGGCAAUUCUAAUGCAGCGAGGAUACCCAGUGUGGCUACAGAUUUGACAAUGGCUACUUCAGAAUCCGAUAGACCUCUGUCACAGGUUCAAACGAACACUUCCAUGCCGCCAGGAACUCAGAAAAACUUCAAAACAUUUGGAGUUCCCUUGGAAACUUUGGUUGAAUACGAGCAGGAUAUGGUUCCAGCUAUCGUUCGUCAAUGUAUUUAUGUGAUUGACAAAUAUGGGUUAGAUCUGGAAGGUAUUUAUCGAAAGACCGCAAAUAUUACAGAAAUGAGUAAAUUAAAGGAAGAAAUUGAUAAGGAGCCAGAUAACAUUGCUAUGAUUUUACCAUCGAAGAAUUAUAAGGAAGAUGAUAUAUAUCUGGUGGCCUCUUUACUGAAGGCCUUUUUUGCAUCUUUACCAGACACCCUAUUACCUGCGGAAAUUACAGAAGAUGUAAAAAGUUGUCUCUCUAUCCCAGAUGAGAAGACAAGAAGGAAUUUCAUGCAUGGUUUAAUAUAUAAGUUACCGGAUGCUCAGUACUGGACAUUGAGAGCACUCUUGUUCCAUUUAAAGCGGGUGGUCAGCCAUGAACCUAUAAAUCGGAUGGGUACGAAGCAACUAUUCAUUAUAUGGGGACCAACGCUAAUUUCACCCCAUGAUGAAGAACCUAACGAUGUUGGUUUCCAAAUCAAAACAAUGGAAGUGCUUUACGAUGUUGCUGAUCAGGCAUUUGAACAAGAUUGA